AUGUAAGCUGCUUUGGCUGAAGCAAUUAAAGAGGAAUAAUUUAUGUUGUGUUUCAAAGAAAGCAAAGAAUAAGCUCACUUUCAAUUAUGUAUGGAUCUAUUUGAAAGAAGUAAAGCAAUUUCUUAAAGGGCAUUCGUCAGGUAUGUCAGAUCAAGAAAAUAGUGA
Molecule: messenger RNA, 165 nt
Organism: Paramecium primaurelia
Lineage: Eukaryota; Ciliophora; Oligohymenophorea; Peniculida; Parameciidae
Source: the annotation of a GenBank genome assembly